AUGUCAGCCUCAAGCAGAGGAGGGCAAGCCAUUCAAGGCGCGUUCCUAGCUGCUCCCAAGAUGUGCACACGGUGCGCAACGAGCUAUGCCACCAGGAUAUCAAGCCGUUUCUACUCUACACCCACUGCCGCCGCCGCAGCGGCAGUGUCGGCAUCAUCAGGCCUCGAAGCGUCCGCGAUUGCCAGCGCGCCACCGCCUCCCGAGCCCGCACGUCGCUCCGCGCCGCCGUACGACGUGCGGUCGGGAAUCAUCGUCACGCGGCCGCCGCUGCUGACGCGGCGGCUGCACCCGUUCGAGAACGCCUUCUUCUUCUACCAGAAGCGGCUGGAGGAGCGGCUCAACUCGCACUUCAUCACGAGCAUCUACUUCAAGCCCGACACGGCACGGCGGCUCGACUGGAACCUCAAGGUGCGCGAGCGCAGGGGCACCGUCGCCAAGGAGCUGGGCACGUACCACGGCAAGAGCUCCAAGGCGUGGGACGACGAGCUUGCCGUGGGCGACGAGCUCAGCACCCAGGAGAGCCUGCUCAACAGCCUGCUCAAGGACGCCGAGACCAGGGUGAGCGAUGAUGCCGAGAUCAUUGCGCCGGCCGAUGUUGUCCCCGUCGAGCGCCCGAUGGAGAGGGAGACGGAGGCGGAUAAGAAGGGCGAUGUUAGGAGAUUGGACAGGAAGCUGGAUAGGACGCUGCAUCUCGUCGUCAAGGGCAAGGAUGGCUGGGGCUUCCCUGCCGACGUCAUGUCCGAGGACGAGAACUUGCACAAGACCGCGCAGAGGGUUCUGGACCAAGCCGCCGGCGUCAACAUGAACACCUGGAUCGUCGGCCGCGUGCCCGUCGCCCACGUCGUCACGCACCCCGUCCUCAACGCCGACGGAAGCGUCCAGACAAGGGGCUGCAAGACGUUUUUCCUCAAGGCCCGCAUCAUGGCCGGCCAGGCAAACAUCGACGGCAACCCGCUGGGCUACACCGACUUCCAGUGGCUGACCACGGAGGAGCUCGAGGAGGAGUUGGCGCCGCGGUACCUCCGCGGUGUGCGCAACAUGAUGUCCAUCAGGUGA
Messenger RNA from Hirsutella rhossiliensis, 1056 nucleotides. Its product is annotated as 39S mitochondrial ribosomal protein. The transcript is spliced from 3 exons. The record is from RefSeq and is a predicted model, not a curated record. The coding region runs from base 1 to 1056 and encodes 351 amino acids. NCBI's taxonomy places the organism in Eukaryota, Fungi, Ascomycota, Sordariomycetes, Hypocreales, Ophiocordycipitaceae. Gene Ontology annotation, cellular component: mitochondrial large ribosomal subunit. Gene Ontology annotation, molecular function: structural constituent of ribosome.